UUUUUGUUCCCUUGCUCUCAUUUCCCUCCCCACCAUAAAUUGCCCCCUCAGUACACUCCAAGAAUGGAUCAGGGGCUAGGAAACCUACAGCCCUUCGUUAUCUUUUGCAUGAAUCCAGGCGAGGUCCCAACAACCUGUUUCUGAUUAGCGAUCAUCCAUUACUGAAAUGUCUCUCCCUGUUCCCUUCCAAUCACAGCCAACUGUUGGGUACCCCCACCCUGUUGUAGCCAAUGGGACGCCGCACUCCAAGGGCACGUUCGGCCCUGUCUUCGCCGUCCUGGCCGUGAUCACGGUGCUCGCGGCGAUCGCUUGCUGCAUCGGCCGCCUGUGCGCCCGGCGCUACUCGCGGCCCAAGACGCGCCACGACCGGACGUUCGACGCCAGGGCCGACCCGGAGAGCGGGAUGAAAGAAGGCAUGCCCAGGGUGAGGCCGACUGACCACAAGCACCCAAAGGAAGCCAAAGUUGUUGAUAAUGUUCCAGCCAAGUGACUCGACACUCUAUAGUCUAUACCACCACCGUAAAACAAGUUGUGCUCUUUUACUUUCUUCUUAGUUUUUUUUGGGACUGUUCUCAUCGGUGUGUAAUGUAAUGUGAAAUAUGCUCUCUUGGACUUUUAUAUGAUCACUGACCUGAUACCCGCGA
This is a messenger RNA of Nymphaea colorata (pocket water lily), 644 nucleotides long. RefSeq lists its product as uncharacterized. The transcript has a single exon. The record is from RefSeq and is a predicted model, not a curated record. The coding region runs from base 167 to 490 and encodes 107 amino acids. Lineage: Eukaryota; Viridiplantae; Streptophyta; Magnoliopsida; Nymphaeales; Nymphaeaceae.